Messenger RNA from Scutellospora calospora, 2343 nucleotides. Lineage: Eukaryota; Fungi; Glomeromycota; Glomeromycetes; Diversisporales; Gigasporaceae. The record is from the annotation of a GenBank genome assembly.
AUGAUUUUAAAAAAUUUUUCCUUUCGCGUUAUACAACCAAGGCUACAUUCAUCUUAUCAAAGAAAGUUUUCAUUUAGUGCUUUUGUUCGAAGCGCUCAGUAUGAAAGCACUGUCAAAAACAUGUGUAUUAAUAAAGAUACGCGAGUUAUUUGCCAAGCACUUGAAUAUGGAACUAAUUUAGUUGGUGGUGUUUCUCCCAAGAAAGGAGGUACAACCCACUUAGGGUUGCCUGUGUUUAAAACUGUAGCUGAAGCAGCUCGCGAAGUAAAACCGGAUGCAUCUGUAAUUUAUGUCCCUCCUUCAGGCGCUGCUGCCGCCAUUAUAGAAGCCGUCCAAGCAGAAAUUCCGUUAGUAGUUACGAUUACGGAAGGUAUUCCACAGAAAGACAUGGUUAAGGUUUUGAAAGUUUUGAAAUCUCAAAACAAGACUCGUCUUAUAGGACCGAAUUGUCCCGGUAUAAUUGCACCAGGUGCUUGUAAAAUUGGAAUUAUGCCUGGUCAUAUACACCAAGUAGGGAAUGUUGCCGUAGUGUCUCGAUCUGGAACUUUGACUUACGAAGCAGUUAACCAAACUACCCAAGUAAACCUUGGACAAACGUUAUGUGUAGGUAUUGGUGGUGACCCGUUUAAUGGCACUAACUUUAUAGAUUGUUUGAAAGUGUUUUUGGAUGAUGAAGGAACUAAAGGUAUUAUAUUGAUUGGAGAAAUUGGUGGUUCUGCUGAAGAGGAAGCAGCAGAAUUUCUUAAAGAAUACAAUUUAACUCGGAACCAGCCAAAACCAGUUGUCUCAUUUAUUGCCGGAUUAACUGCUCCUCCUGGUCGUCGUAUGGGUCACGCUGGGGCUAUUAUAGCCGGCGGUAAGGGUACCGCAAGUGAUAAAAUUAAGGCUUUAGAGGACGCUGGUGUAGUUGUAGUUAGGAGUCCAGCAAGACUAGGCAUCACCUUGAGAGAAGUUUAUAUCUAUAAACCGGCAUCAAGACGAGUUUAUCCUACUUCGUUUGCUGGUGUUACUCGGUUACUUCAUGCUUCGAAGCCAAAAACUCUUAAAGAGCGUUUGUUUGAAUUAGUUCCCGAAAAGCAAGAGGAAUUAAAACAAGUCAAAAAAGAACAUGGCGCUAAAAGCUUGGGAAAUGUAACGGUCGAUAUGGCUUAUGGUGGUAUGAGGGGUAUCAAGGGUUUAAUAUGGGAAGGUUCUGUGUUAGACCCGGACGAAGGUAUUAGAUUCCGUGAUUAUACCAUCAAUGAAUGUCGAGAACUGCUUCCAAAAGCAGAUAAUGGUGAAGAACCCUUACCUGAAGGUCUUUUUUGGCUCCUUUUAACUGGUGAAAUUCCUUCAAAGGAGCAAGUUCGUGCUCUUUCGGCUGAAUUCGCGGCUCGUUCAGCGAUUCCAUCAUUUGUUGAAGACCUCAUCGAUAGAUGUCCAAAUACUCUACAUCCUAUGUCUCAAUUCUCGUUGGCUGUCACAGCUCUACAACACGAUUCGAAUUUUGCAAAAGCUUAUCAGACCGGCGUUAAUAAGAAUGAACUUUGGCAAUAUAUGUACGAGGAUGCAAUGGAUUUGAUUUCAAAAUUGCCGUACAUUGCCGGUAGAAUUUAUAGAAAUGUUUAUAAAGAUGGCAAAGUGCCGCAGAUCGAGCCAGACAAGGAUUAUUCGUAUAAUUUAGCAAAAAUUUUAGGAUUUUCUGAUCAUGAAGAUUUCGUGGAAUUAUUGAGACUUUACCUUACAAUUCAUUCUGACCAUGAAGGUGGGAAUGUAUCGGCUCAUACCACGAGAUUAGUAGGUAGUGCGCUUUCCGAUCCAUUUCUCGCGUUUUCGGCGUCUCUAAAUGGUUUGGCUGGGCCGCUACAUGGUCUUGCCAAUCAGGAAGUCGUUCGUUGGAUUAUUCAUAUGAGGGAUUCUGUUGGUGAUUUACCUUCCGAUGAAACUGUUAAAGAGUAUGUUUGGAACACUUUGAAAUCCGGAAAAGUGGUCCCAGGUUAUGGACAUGCUGUUCUCCGUAAAACGGAUCCAAGAUAUACAGCACAACGUGAAUUCGCGUUAAAAUAUCUCCCAGACGAUCAUCUUUUCAAGCUUGUAUCACAACUUUAUAAUAUUGUGCCCGGUGUAUUGCUUGAACACGGCAAAACAAAAAAUCCUUGGCCGAAUGUCGACGCUCAUUCGGGUAUAUUAUUACAGUAUUAUGGUCUAGUUGAACAAAAUUAUUAUACUGUACUUUUUGGUGUCUCAAGAUCUUUAGGUGUUUUAAGUCAGUUAAUUUGGGAUAGAGCUUUAGGUUUUCCUAUUGAAAGACCAAAGUCUUAUUCAACAGCAUUAAUCAAAAAGAUGUUUGAAGGUCAACAAUAA